CUACCUUGAGGGAAACCCACCUUGCUUUGAUUCUUUUAAAUACACUCAUGGUAAAACAUGUUUAAUGGGCAAAAACCAUGAACCUCCCCUUUUUCUCUUCCCUUGUGCAUUGCUUCAACACCAAGGUCUUGUGAUGUUUCUUAUUUCAGUUUAUAUAUAUUCCCUUGCUAAUUAUGGAUUAUUGGAUUGUUGGAGAGCCAAUUAAUGCUCUGAUAUGGCUUGGUUUUUAUUUAUUUGGCUUUUAUAUUUUAGAUAGAUAAUCCAUUUAAGUUAGCUCUGCUUGAGAGAAGAAUCAAAGAAGAUUUUUGUAAUGGUGUGUGUCAAUUUGGAAAUGAUGAUGGCAAGUGAGUUACAUGGAAUUCCAAUGAUGUUGGGUUCAAAGAGACCAUAUUUCCACCAUGACAAGGUUCUGUCUUCUUCGUUCUCAGUUAGUAAGGUGAAUUUAUUGCAUUCAAAGAAUGCAGCAUUUGGUUUUCCCUCAGGAAAAUUCUCAAGUGUUACUCAGAGAAAAACAACUAAAAGAUCUUUGGCUACUUCUACUCUUGCAGAUGUUGCAAAUGAAUUUAUGGCCCUUAGAUCAGCAAGACUUGGAGGGCCAGCAGCCAACUCAAAAACUGUUGCAUCCAUCAUAUUGUGUGGUGGAGCUGGAACUCGUCUAUUCCCUCUAACUCAAAAAAGGGCUAAACCUGCUGUCCCAAUUGGAGGAUGCUAUAGGCUGGUGGACAUACCAUUAAGUAAUUGUAUCAAUAGUGGAAUUAAUCAAAUUUUCGUCCUUACACAAUUUAACUCUCGGUCCCUCAACUGCCACAUUGCUCGAACGUAUAAUCUAGGAGGCUGCGUCAACUUUGGAGGUGGUUUUGUUGAGAUAUUGGCAGCAACUCAAACACCUGGUGAAUCAGGAAAUAAAUGGUUUCGGGGUACUGCUGAUGCUGUAAGACAAUUCCUUUGGAUGUUUGAGGAUGCUGAGCAUAAAAACAUAGAGAACAUCCUGAUAUUGUGUGGAGAUCAGCUAUAUCGAAUGGACUACAUGGAACUUGUGCAGAAGCAUGUUAAUUCAUGUGCUGAUAUAUCAGUAUCCUGUCUCCCAGUGGAUGCCAGUCGCGCCUCUGAUUUUGGACUAGUGAAGGUUGAUGAAAGAGGACGGGUACGCCAGUUCUUGGAAAAACCCAAGGGCGAAUCUUUAAGAUCUAUGCAUGUAGAUACAAGUGUUUUUGGAUUAUCAGCUCAAGAAGCCAGGAAAUUUCCAUAUAUUGCAUCAAUGGGUAUAUACGUGUUUAAAAUAGAUGUACUGCUAAAACUUCUCAGGAGUAGUUAUCCUAAUGCAAAUGAUUUUGGAUCCGAGGUCAUUCCAAUGGCUGCAAAAGAUUUUAAUGUCCAGGCAUGUCUUUUCAGUGGUUAUUGGGAGGAUAUUGGGACUAUAAAAUCUUUCUUUGAUGCAAACUUGGCUCUUAUGGACCAGCCGCCCAAGUUUCAGCUGUAUGACCAGUCAAGACCUAUUUUUACUUCCCCUCGUUUCCUACCACCAAGUAAAAUGGAGAAGUGCCAGGUAUUAAAUUCCUUGAUUUCAGAUGGUUGCUUUUUAAGAGAGUGCAGUGUUGAACAUUCCAUUGUUGGAAUCCGCUCAAAAAUUGAUUCUGGAGUGCAGCUAAAGGAUACAUUGAUGAUGGGUGCUGACUAUUACCAAACAGAGGCUGAAAUAGCAGCUCUUUUAGCAGCUGGAAAUGUUCCAAUAGGUAUUGGUAAAAAUACCAAAAUCAUGAAUUGUAUAAUUGACAAAAACGCAAGAAUUGGAAACAAUGUAAUAAUUGCAAACAAAGAAAAUGUACAAGAAGCUGAUAGACCCUCAGAGGGGUUUUAUAUUCGAUCAGGGAUCACAGUGGUGUUAAAAGACUCUGUAAUAAGCAAUGGUACAAUCAUUUAAUCAUGGAUGCUUAUCAAGAAGUCAUGGGAAAACACAGCAACAAAGACACAAACAGAGGAGGGUAUAUAAUAUACCAUCUUCAAACUUGUGCUCUGAAUAAAUUUGAAGUUCCUGGAAUAAGGUGGCACGUUUCAAAUUUUGAUUCUUAGAUCAUGGAUGUCAAGAAAGGGCACAUUCACUUGGUGGAACAAUUUUUGUCAGCUCAUUCAACAGAGGGAGCAACAAAAUUGUGCAGGCAAUCAAAUUCUUUAAUGGGUUUAUUUGUAUCGCUGCUAUAAGCCAAAAUGGUAAAUAAUGACAUGAGAUUAUUUGUAUCAUUGAAUUUUACUAUUCAAAUAUGAGAAAUGUACAUCUUGCGCAAAAAUAAAAGCAUAUAUCAAUGUGAUAUAAUAUAUAUGCACCGACAAUGUAAUUUUUUUUUACAUAUUUCUUACAAAAUAAAAAUACAUUAUUAUUGCAUAA
Molecule: messenger RNA, 2383 nt
Organism: Lotus japonicus
Lineage: Eukaryota; Viridiplantae; Streptophyta; Magnoliopsida; Fabales; Fabaceae
Product: glucose-1-phosphate adenylyltransferase large subunit 1-like
Exons: 15
Coding region: 311-1921 (536 amino acids)
Biological process (GO): glycogen biosynthetic process
Molecular function (GO): glucose-1-phosphate adenylyltransferase activity
Source: RefSeq, a predicted model, not a curated record